Molecule: messenger RNA, 1417 nt
Organism: Rhagoletis zephyria (snowberry fruit fly)
Lineage: Eukaryota; Metazoa; Arthropoda; Insecta; Diptera; Tephritidae
Source: RefSeq, a predicted model, not a curated record
UGCAGCUACUGCCGCAGCUGUUGAUGCUACGGUUUCAAGUACGACGCCAGCAGUAGCGGUAGCAGCAGCGACCAGCACGCCGCCUGGCAAUAUUCCGCAAACGGAUGGAGCAGACGAUGAACCACCACCACCACCACCGUCAUCGGCUGGAGCAUCAACUUCACAAGCAUCAUCAUCAUCAUCAACAUUAGCAGCAUCAGCAACAAUUGGCGGCGAUUCGUCGGCAGCUAAAGCUUUGCCAAGCGAUGCGCCGCAGCAGACUUCACAGCCUCCAUUACCACCACCACCACCACCUCAACAAGCGCCGGUUUUAGCUUCGGCCAGUGUCGUUGAAAAGGCCGAAACUGCUGCUGAUCAAGCCACAGGAGGUGAUCAGCAAUCGGCCAAACAGCAGUUACCAGCGAACAGUCAGCCAACUCCUUCUGCUAGUAUUACUGGAGUAGCUUCUUCAGCAGCUCCUGCAGCAGCAGCAGCAGCAGCAGGUCAACUCCAGCAGCAGCCUUUAGCUGUGACUGCGCCUACGCCUGCACCAGCUAAUGCAGCUACUGCUGCGCUCAACUCAGUCGCCCUGGCUAAUGUGGCAGGCAUCACAGUACCAGCUGUUAGACUAUUGGCUCCACCACCACCUUCUUCUUCUUCACUGCCUCCUUCAAUGCCGGCCCCUCCUGCAAAUAUCGCCGUCACAAACAACAACCACAACAACUCCGUAUCGCUGAACCCUCUGGUGAACGCAGUGUCCACCAUCGCCACGCCGCCCACUCAGGCGCCUGCCGUCAGCUCCAGCUCCAGCACUCUAAUGCUUCCGCCUCAGCAGGCUCCGGAGACCAACAGCAGCAGCAACACUCUGGUGCAGAAGUUUCAGUGGUACGACGUGGGCAUCGUCAAGGGCAACCAGUGCACCAUCUCCGGCUUCCAGGUGCCGCUCAGCGGCGAGGCCGCCACCCGGUACGACCCGGAGCGCGACCUGCUGCCCCACUCGCCGCCCUUCUACACGGGCUUCCAGAAGGUGGGCCUCAGCUCGGGCACCGCCUACAAGAUUCGCGUCGCCGCCAUCAACCCCUGCGGCCGCGGGCCGUGGAGCGAGGUCUUCACCAACCUGAAGACCUGCCUGCCCGGCUACCCCGCCGCGCCCACCUCCAUCAAGAUCACCAAGGGCCCCGAGGGGGCGCACAUCAGCUGGAGCAUACUCAACACCGACGACAUUCUCGAGUACUCGGUGUACCUGGCCAUUAAGAACGCCCUGCCCAACACGCCCGUCGGCACGCUGUCCUUCCUGAAGGUGUACAGCGGCCCCUCGGCCAGUUGCAUUGUCACGCAGGACUACCUCGAGUCGGCGUACCUCGACCAGCUGAACAAGCCGGCCAUCAUCUUCCGCAUCGCCGCGCGGAACAUCAAGGGCUACGGCCCGGCGACGCAG